UGGACCCUCAUAGCAAGUAGUUAAACAAGUAGAUCCACCGACCCAUGCAAGUAAUAUUUGUCCGGUUGGUUUAAUCUUAACCAUGAACAACCACAUGAGAUGGGAAGGGAUAAGAAUCUUUGGGACAAAUAUUCAUUUUUCGCCUAUAUGCAUAUGAAAUAAUUAGAGCCAUAACUUACUGUUUUUGAUGAGAUGAGAAGAGACGGAGAGAGAAUAAGGCCCAUCCACAACCAUAUCCUUACCUUUUUUUUCCCCUAUAUAAACUUGUAUAUCCAUAAGUUUUGGAAAACAGAAGGGAAGAGAGAGAGAGAGAGAAAAAAGAGAAAGUGAAAAUUAGAAACUCUUGUACUUGGUUUUAUGCCAAAUUAGGGACUCUUUUGGUUGUCAAUUAGAUCACAAAGAUAUGGAGGUUGCCAUGGAACUGGAAGAUGAUCUAUUUUUUGCUGAUUUGAGCAAGGAAAUUGCUCUACUAAUUAUGGAUGAAGAUGAAGAUCCACUUGCUUCUUGUCCUCCUGACUCUCUUCAGGCUUUUUCUGGGGCAAUUCAUCCUCCUCCACAGUUUGCUUUCAUCUUUGAGCAUGCUUUGAGAAGAGAAAGCAAAGGGACAGGUGUAUUUAUCCCUCAGGCAACACAGCCAAGAAGGAAGCAGAGGAAAGGAAGGGCUAAUAAUUCAUAUGCAAAACAUCAAAAGCAGUCUCAAGAUACAAGAAUGGUUUCUCAAGUUCCUAACAAGAAUUCUUUCAAAUCCAGAAAUGGCUGAGAAUAUUAUAUUAUAUUAGAUUAUAUAGAUCCUUGUGAAAAGCCAGCAUAAUCUUACAGAUUCUACUGAUUAAUUUGUUUGCUAAGUUUAAUAAUUUGUGGAUCUAAUUCUUUUUAGCCUUUAGGCAAUAAUUAUAUGGUUAUUUAUUUUGUAUUGUUUAUGUAUAGCUAAAUUUACAUGGGAAAACCAUAUAUACCUAAAUAUUAGGCAUGAUGUAGGAAGGUUCACCCAAGGUUUUGUUACCUUCCUCUGCAGACAAGAUUUUCGUUGUUAUCUGGUUUGAUGUGGUAAGUUUUGUCAUGAUUUCAAAGAUACUAGUGUGACUAUUUUCUUCAUA
Messenger RNA from Glycine soja, 1097 nucleotides. RefSeq lists its product as uncharacterized. The record is from RefSeq and is a predicted model, not a curated record. NCBI's taxonomy places the organism in Eukaryota, Viridiplantae, Streptophyta, Magnoliopsida, Fabales, Fabaceae. The transcript is spliced from 2 exons. Bases 404 to 760 code for a protein of 118 amino acids.